CUGAACCGGAAAGGUCAAUCCGCCCGAAAGCCUCGAAUGGCAACUCCGCCGAACCCGACGACGACGGCGCUCCGACCCGGCUCGCACUGAUCGCUUCUAGAAGCUUCGGGAAGGCGCUAGCCCGCCAUGGCCGCGCCCUUCUACUCCACGCCCUUCCAGCCCUACGUCUACCAGAGCCAGGAAGGAUCUGUGACGGCGUUCCAGAUAUCCGGCGGCGAUGUGCAGGUCCUGCAGGUGAUGGUUAAGUCGCAGGAGAAGUUGACUGUGAAACCAGGUACAAUGUGCUACAUGUCCGGGAACAUUCAAACGGACAACAAUUACUUGCCUGAAAAUGAUGGAGGCAUUUGGCAGUGGAUUUUUGGGAAAAGCAUAAGCAGCAGUGUUUUCUUUAACCCUGGCUCCGAUGAUGGAUAUGUUGGGAUUUCUGCGCCAUUUCCUGGGAGGAUUCUACCUAUGGAUCUAGCAAACUUUGGUGGAGAACUUUUUUGCCAGGUAGAUGCUUUUCUCUGCUCAGUUAAUGAUGUGUCAGUAACAAGUACAGUUGAACAGAGGCCUCGAAACAUCGAAAUUAGUGCAGAGAUGUUCUUCAAACAGAAGCUUAGGGGUCAGGGGAUGGCUUUUCUUGUUGGUGGUGGAUCAGUCAUGCAGAAAAUUCUUGCCCCUCAUGAGGUGAUUACAGUUGACGCUGCUUGUAUUGUGGCUAUGACAACUACCAUCAACUUUCAGUUGAAAACCCCUAACCAGCCAAGAAGAGUAGUCUUUGGUGGGGGCAACCAGCUGACAGCAUCUCUUACAGGACCAGGUGUGGUAUUCAUACAGAGCCUACCCUUUCAUCGGCUUUCACAACGCAUUGCAAGUAGAUCAGUGGCCGCUCCGAGCUUGAGGGACAAUCCCAAGUUCUUCAUCCAGAUUGUCAUGUUCUUUUUCCUCGCCUAUCUCAUGAUUGUAUCAUCGAUAAUUCUGACAGAUGUUUAGACACUGCAUUCUCCAUCACUCACCACCUUGUAGAUGUGGCUCACUGUUUCCGGAUUAAGAUACUAAAAAAGAAGGCAGUGCACAACUGCUAGUAGGACCUUUAGUGCAAAGUUCAACGAAAAUUUUGUAAUACUUCCAGCGGCGAGCCCUUAUUGGACAGUGUGUUCAAGUUGCUUAGCAUGAUGAACAUACACUGACACCGGUUGGGUAAUUUAUUUGCUCUUAUUGGUACAAUGUGUACUCUUAUUGGCACAAUGAUGUGUACUACUACAUGUUAUGAUGGUGCUAGGCGCCACCGCGCAAACAGUGCUAUCAGUCACACUUUUACAGAUCAAGAACAUUGACACUGGAUUGCUGCUACUAUAUUGUAUAAAGUAAUACAAAUCAUACUGCAUUACUGCAUAUUCAGUGAGUGUUACCUUCAGGUUGGAUGCGUCUAUGUUGGGUGCAAUAGAUGUUUCAC
Molecule: messenger RNA, 1438 nt
Organism: Oryza brachyantha (malo sina)
Lineage: Eukaryota; Viridiplantae; Streptophyta; Magnoliopsida; Poales; Poaceae
Exons: 10
Coding region: 127-975 (282 amino acids)
Source: RefSeq, a predicted model, not a curated record